Molecule: messenger RNA, 1432 nt
Organism: Capsella rubella
Lineage: Eukaryota; Viridiplantae; Streptophyta; Magnoliopsida; Brassicales; Brassicaceae
Product: 15-cis-zeta-carotene isomerase, chloroplastic
Exons: 4
Coding region: 152-1252 (366 amino acids)
Biological process (GO): carotene biosynthetic process
Cellular component (GO): chloroplast
Molecular function (GO): 9,15,9'-tri-cis-zeta-carotene isomerase activity
Source: RefSeq, a predicted model, not a curated record
UGCAAGAAAAAAGGUAAUUUAGGAGGAGAGAUUCAUAAAAUGAUCACUAACCUUCCAUCACUAAAUUGGACUUAAAAAAGAGAAAACAACAAACAAGAAGCGCAUUAAAACGCUAUCGUUUCGUUGCUUCUUCUUCGUCCUGACAAGAACAAUGGCGGUUUAUCAUCUUCUUCUCUCUAGUCCUCCUUCGCUUCCCCUUCUUCCUCCUUCUCCUCGCCGCCCUAACCUCGCCUUAACCCGCCGUAUCUCAGCUCAUCCUCGUCUCGGAAACUCUGCCAGCUUGCUUUCUCAUUCGUCACCGGUAAUUCGGAAAAUUCUCGUCCGUAGCACUCUCCGGGAAGACCAACCCGUCGCUUCAGACGCCGAGAGUCCCACUCUACUGAUCGGUGAAGAUUCUGCGGCUUUUGAAUUAGGGAAACAGAAGAUUGUUUCGUGGGUUUAUUUCGGUGUUGUCCUUGGAGUUGUUCUCUUCAUCCUCAACGUUGUAUGGAUUGAUAAUUCCACCGGUUUCGGAAAAUCAUACAUCGACGCCGUCUCUAGCUUCUCCGGUUCACCGGAGGUUGCUAUGUUAAUGCUUAUCCUCAUAUUUGCAACUGUACAUAGUGGAUUGGCUAGUCUCAGGGAUAUAGGAGAGAAACUUAUAGGUGAACGAGCAUUUCGUGUUUUGUUUGCUGGAGUCUCUCUUCCUUUAGCUAUGAGCACCAUUGUUUACUUUAUAAACCAUAGAUAUGAUGGGUCACAGUUAUGGCAGCUUCAGGGUGUUCCUGGAAUCCAUGAGGCUAUUUGGUUUGCUAAUUUUGUGUCCUUUUUCUUUCUCUAUCCUUCAACCUUCAAUCUUCUGGAGGUAGCAGCUGUUGACAAACCAAAGAUGCAUCUUUGGGAGACCGGCAUCAUGAGAAUUACUAGACAUCCUCAGAUGGUUGGACAAAUCGUUUGGUGUUUGGCACACACUCUCUGGAUAGGAAACACAGUAGCUGCAUCAGCUUCUCUGGGUUUGAUUGCACACCAUUUGUUUGGGGCAUGGAAUGGAGACAGGAGAUUAGCUAAAAGGUAUGGAGAAGCUUUUGAAAGCAUCAAGAAGAGAACAAGCGUGAUUCCUUUUGCUGCCAUCUUCGAAGGACGCCAAGUUUUACCUGAGGAUUACUACAAAGAGUUUGUUCGGUUGCCGUAUCUUGCAAUCACUGCGUUAACGGUUGGGGCAUAUUUUGCUCACCCCCUGAUGCAAGGUGCAAGCUUUAGGCUUCAUUGGUAGUUUCUUUAAUUCUUUAGUUGCACUGGUCAGAGGAAGAUCAUAAAAACUUCUCAGGGAACAACAAUGUAUAUCUUAUUUUAUGAAAAAGAACAAUGUAUACAAGAAGCUAUCAAAACUAAAGCUGUAGCAAUUUGUAGCCAAAACAGUUGAGUUAAUGAAAAGUUGAAGUAUGCAGCAACA